This is a messenger RNA of Momordica charantia (bitter melon), 1880 nucleotides long. RefSeq names its product ACT domain-containing protein ACR6. NCBI's taxonomy places the organism in Eukaryota, Viridiplantae, Streptophyta, Magnoliopsida, Cucurbitales, Cucurbitaceae. The record is from RefSeq and is a predicted model, not a curated record.
GUCAAUGAAAAUGAAAAUGGAAUUACAAAACCUAAAAAGCUCCACUCUCCCACUGCCCAUGGAAAAUCAAAAUUGAUGGUCAAACGCAACAACAAAAUAACAACAAAAUUUCUAAUUUCACCGUCCUUCUCCCCCAAUCCAUUUUGGCAGCGGCUCAUUCACUGCCCUUUCCUUCCCUUUUUCUGCUCUCUCCCUUCCUUGGCUAUAACUUUUUUCUGGGCUCUUCUUCAACUCUGCGGAUUCUUUUUUUUUUUUCACCCAUGGACGACGAGUAUGAUAAACUUAUCAGGAGGCUGAACCCACCCAGAGUUGUGAUUGACAAUAACGCUUGUAAGGAUGCUACAGUGAUUGAGGUUGACAGCAUGAACAAACAUGGGAUUCUCUUGAAAGUUGUGCAGGUCCUUAUGGAUAUGAACCUAAUAAUUACUAAAGCCUUUAUCUCCUCUGAUGGAGGCUGGUUCAUGGAUGUUUUUAACGUUACCACGCAUGAUGGAAACAAAAUAAGAGAUCCAGAAGUGAUAAACGCCAUUCAAAUGAGGCUUGAAGUUGAUGCGAGUUUCGUGCCAUCAAUGAGAGACUCCGUUGGUGUGAUGCCCUCGGAAGAUCACACCUCAAUCGAGCUGUCUGGUACUGACAGGCCUGGUUUAUUGUCUGAAGUUUGUGCUGUUCUUGCGGACCUUCACUGUAAUGUAGUAAAUGCUGAUGUUUGGACACACAAUAAUAGGGCUGCAGCUGUAGUUCAUGUGACAGAUGAUGCUACUGGCUGCGCAGUCAAAGAUCCACAGCGACUCUUAACAAUCAAGAAGUUACUCUGCAAUGUUCUCAGAGGGAAUGGGGAGUUGAAGGAAGCCAAAAUGACCCUGUCUCCUCCUGGGGUCACCAGCACAGACAGAAGGUUGCAUCAGAUCAUGCUGGCUGAUAGAGAUUAUGAAAGGGCCGGCAAAGCCAGGCUUGGGGUUGAAGAUAACAACUUGAGACCCCGUGUUACUGCAGUGAAUUGCACUGAGAAGGAUUAUACUGUGAUUAUUACUCGGUCGAGAGAUCGGCCUAAGCUGCUGUUUGAUGUUAUUUGCACUUUGACAGACAUGGAAUAUGUUGUCUUCCAUGGAAUGGUCCACACUGGGAGGGUGGAGGCUCAUCUGGAAUUUUAUAUAAGACAUAAGGAUGGGCUGCCGAUUAGCUCCGAAGCGGAAAGAGAUCGAGUAUUGCAUUGCCUUGAAGCAGCCAUUGAAAGGAGGGAGUCUGAGGGGCUUAAACUUGAACUGUUUGCAGAAGACCGAGUUGGGCUUCUCUCAGACAUCACAAGAAUAUUCAGGGAGAAUAGCCUCCGUAUCAGGAGAGCAGAAAUCUCCACAAAAUGCGGAAAAGCAAACGACAUUUUCUAUGUCACGGACAUGACAGGAACCACCAUUGAUGUUAAGAUUGUUGAGUCCAUUCGCAAACAGAUCGGUGAUGCCAUGCUGCAGGUGAAACACAACUUGUGUCACUCCCAAACACCCCCAAAGGAGACGACGACAACAGGAUUUUUCUUGGGAAACUUAUUCAAAGCAAGAUCCUACUCUUAAGCAGCCUGCCCUGCCCUGCCCUUGUGUGUAAAUAUUCGUUCACAAGUAAAAACCAUGCACAGAUACAUAUAUAGGAACCCUUCCCCCAACCCUUCCUUCACCCUCAUAUAAAUGGGGGUUUGGUAUAUCUGCUCAUAUUGUAGCUAAUAAACCCAGAAACCAACCACCUUCUGAUGUAUGUAUAUAGUUGUCUUUUCAGAAAAUGGUGUACAGAACAGUGUAGUGUGUGGUUAAUGCUCUUUCUACAAAAUUGUAGAAGACUGUAAAGCUAUAAUUAUUGGCCUCAAUUGAAGUGGAUGAAGAAAAUGGUCUGCU